UCGAUUGUUUAAAUAAAUCAACUGUUUUAUCAAUUGUUUACAACUGAUAUAAGUAAAUGUGUAUCAAUGAGAAUCGGCCAUUACACAACAUGGCUGAAAGCGAACAAGUGUUGAACGAAAUCCUAGAGAAAGUCGCAAAAGAGCAAGGUUACGAUGACUUCAAAAUAACAUCGAAACAAAUCUCAACCGAUGGAGCUAACUACACCAGCUUCUUAUACCAGGCCAGUAUCACGGCACCAAAUAAAGAGGAGCUGAAGCUAUUCGUCAAAGUUGCAGCCGCCGGAGAGAAAAUGAGAGAAAUUGCGCCGUUCCGUAUAUUCGAAACGGAGAGUUUCGCUUACAACAAAUUACUGAAAGCGUAUAAAGAAAUCGAAGAGAAACAUGACGUCCCAAAAGAGCACAGACUGGUGACACCAAAAUUUUAUGCGAACAGUGACGAAUAUCUUCGCGAAGCUUUGGUCUUUGAAGACUUAUCAGCAUCUGGAUACACGAUGUACGACAGAUUUAAAUCCAUAGACUGGGAGUACACUGCUAAAAGCGUUCAGAACUUGGCGAAGUUUCACGCUUUGUCUAUAGCGUGGUCUAUCGAUGAUCCGGAGGCAUUUGAAAAUACAACACCGAUAUCCAUGGCCGAUAACAUGGACAACAUCAUGGGUUACUUGAACACGGUCGUCUCGAACGCUAUUCUGGUUACGAGGGAGGAAAAUAAGGAACGUCUCCGGAAGUUUUUGGACCGAGUGCUGGACAAGAACUCCUACAUUUCUUUAUACAGGCCCAUCAAUCGGGCGAUGAUAAUUCAUGGGGACUACAGACCGAGCAACUUGAUGCAUAGGUUCAAAGAGGACGGUACGCUAGAAGUAAUCUCCCUGGACUACCAGACCCUGCAGCGCGGGAACCCCGUCCUAGACUUGAUGUACUUCAUAUUCAGCGGCUCCGACAAAAGCUUCAGAGACCGCUACUUCGAUCAGACCUUGGACUUCUACUACGAAGAGCUAUGCUUAGCGUUGCGCCGGCUAAACCUCGAUCCUGAGCUGAUAUACCCUCGAAAGGACUAUGAUUAUGAGGUGCUGAAGGUAUUGCCUGUAGGACUAACGACGGGCAUGUUCUGUUUGCUGAUAGUCACCGUCGACGUAGAGGAUGCUCCAAAAGUCAACAAGGACAUCGCGAUCACCGACUUCGCCAUCAAUCCGAGCAACCUGUAUAAGACGCGACUCAACGAAAUUAUUGACUUUUUCAUUGAGAAGGGUGUUUUAUAAAAAAAUAUUUGAUGACUGUUAUUUAGGUUAUAUUGUUGGUUUUACAUAUAAGUUAUCUUUAUAGUAUACAAUUUACAUGUAUAUAAUAUUAAUUUGCGAUACGUACCUACCUAAGCUACAUACCUUAGUUAAUUAUUUUUCCUAAGAAACAACAGUAGGUGUUACUUACGACUUACCUAACAGGUCGUUGAACCUAUCAAUCUUAUCAUAUCAAUAUUUAUGAGUAUCAAUCUAAUAAUAUUAAAAUUAUUUUCAGUUACAUAAACGCGAUUUUUUUUGUAAAUGCGAGGUACCUAGAUUUGUAGCAUGCCUACUUUUUAUCCCGGAAAAAUCUAUAUGUCCCUAGUCCCAGCGGUAUUUAUGAAAACCAUAGAUUUACGAUUCGGUACAAGAACUGUAUUUAUUCGCGAGCGACGUUUAAUUUGGAUUAUUGCCUACAUAUCGUCAGUGUUUUGAUAAGAAUUUGCAUAACAGACAAAGAAUAGCUGAUAAAACUGAUCGUGUGUU
This is a messenger RNA of Bicyclus anynana (squinting bush brown), 1763 nucleotides long. RefSeq lists its product as uncharacterized. Lineage: Eukaryota; Metazoa; Arthropoda; Insecta; Lepidoptera; Nymphalidae. The transcript has 3 exons. The record is from RefSeq and is a predicted model, not a curated record. The coding region runs from base 57 to 1256 and encodes 399 amino acids.